Funneliformis mosseae is the source of this 122-nucleotide messenger RNA. The record is from the annotation of a GenBank genome assembly. NCBI's taxonomy places the organism in Eukaryota, Fungi, Glomeromycota, Glomeromycetes, Glomerales, Glomeraceae.
AUAUUGAAUUAAAUGAUGAUAAUGAUUUUUUUGAUUAUUUGGAAGAAGCUGAUGAAAUAAGAGAAUAUUUUCAAAUUAUUAAUGAAGAUAUUUCAACUGAAGAAAAUUUGAAUGAUGAUUAA